Spea bombifrons (plains spadefoot toad) is the source of this 3062-nucleotide messenger RNA. RefSeq names its product cullin 2 (gene CUL2). NCBI's taxonomy places the organism in Eukaryota, Metazoa, Chordata, Amphibia, Anura, Pelobatidae. Gene Ontology annotation, biological process: SCF-dependent proteasomal ubiquitin-dependent protein catabolic process; protein ubiquitination. Gene Ontology annotation, molecular function: ubiquitin protein ligase binding. The transcript is spliced from 22 exons. Gene Ontology annotation, cellular component: Cul2-RING ubiquitin ligase complex; SCF ubiquitin ligase complex. Bases 289 to 2589 code for a protein of 766 amino acids. The record is from RefSeq and is a predicted model, not a curated record.
CGGUCAGCUGGGUCUCGUUUUUCCGGCUGCCGAACUAGCAGGCUCUGCUCUGGGUGCCAGACUCGGUGACGUAGGUGCGGAUGGUCCGUUAGUCGUAGACCGAGCCUGGUUGCUGCGGGCCUUUACCCCGUGUAUUCCCGGGACUCCCCUCCGCGGGCGGUUUCGGAUGCGGAAUCAAGGCGUCCCAGGUAAUGGCAGCUGAGUGAGUGGCGGCGGUGACAGCUGAUGGUUUCUCCCCGUGGGCUACUUAGUGACUCGUGUGACAGGUUUUAAUAUUGAACCCCCACCAUGUCAUUGAAGCCACGAGUAGUGGAUUUUGAUGAAACAUGGAACAAACUUUUAACGACAAUCAGAGCUGUUGUCAUGUUGGAUUACGUUGAAAGAGCGACCUGGAAUGACCGAUUCUCAGAUAUUUACGCGCUUUGUGUUGCCUACCCAGAGCCUCUUGGAGAAAGACUCUACACAGAGACAAAAAUCUUCCUAGAAAACCAUGUGCAACAAUUACACAAGAAAGUCUUUGAGUCGGCAGAGCAGGUUUUGGUCAUGUACCACAGAUACUGGGAGGAGUACAGCAGAGGAGCCGAUUAUAUGGACUGCUUAUACAGGUAUCUGAACACACAGUUUAUUAAAAAGAACAAGCUGACCGAGGCUGACCUGCAGUAUGGCUACGGUGGAGUGGAUAUGAACGAACCCCUUAUGGAGAUAGGAGAGUUAGCACUAGAUAUGUGGAGGAAAUUAAUGAUUGAACCUCUUCAAGAGACCCUCCUUAGAAUGCUUCUCAGAGAAAUUAAAAGUGAUCGCUGUGGGGAAGACCCAAAUCAAAAAGUAAUCCACGGGGUUAUUAACUCCUUUGUUCAUGUUGAACAGUAUAAGAAAAAAUUUCCCUUAAAGUUUUAUCAAGAAAUUUUUGAGUGGCCUUUUCUGGCUGAAACGGGGGAGUAUUACAAGCAAGAAGCUUCAAAUUUAUUACAAGAGUCAAACUGCUCGCAGUACAUGGAAAAGAUUUUAGGUAGAUUAAAAGACGAAGAGAUUCGAUGUCGGAAGUAUUUGCACCCCAGCUCGUAUAGUAAAGUGAUUCACGAAUGCCAACAGCGUAUGGUGGCCGACCACUUGCAGUUUCUUCACGCAGAAUGUCACAAUAUCAUCCGGCAAGAGAGGAGAAACGAUAUGGCCAACAUGUACACCCUUCUUCGUGCCGUAUCCAACGGCUUACCUCACAUGAUUCAGGAACUCCAAAAUCACAUCAACGACGAAGGUCUUAGAGCUAUUAGUAAUCUUUCUCAGGAAAAUAUGCCAACUCAGUUUGUGGAGUCUGUCUUGGAAGUUCAUAGUAAAUUUGUUCAGCUCGUCAAUACUGUUUUGAACGGAGAUCAACAUUUUAUGAGUGCGCUAGACAAGGCCCUUACGUGUGUCGUCAAUUACAGAGAGCCGAAAUCUGUCUGCAAAGCACCAGAACUGCUGGCCAAAUACUGUGACAACAUGCUGAAAAAAUCAGCCAAGGGAAUGACUGAGAGCGAAGUGGAAGACAAGCUUACAAGUUUUAUCACUGUUUUCAAGUACAUAGAUGACAAAGAUGUUUUCCAGAAGUUCUACGCUAGAAUGCUGGCAAAACGAUUAAUUCAUGGUUUAUCCAUGUCUAUGGACUCUGAGGAAACCAUGAUCAACAAGCUUAAGCAAGCGUGCGGGUACGAGUUCACCAGCAAGCUGCAUCGAAUGUAUACCGACAUGAGCGUCAGCGCAGAUCUCAACAACAAGUUCAACAACUUCAUAAAAAACCAGGACACGGUGAUCGACCUGGGUAUCAGCUUUCAGAUAUAUGUAUUACAGGCGGGUGCGUGGCCCCUAACUCAAGCACCGUCCUCUACGUUUGCAAUCCCCCAGGAACUGGAAAAGAGCGUACAAAUGUUUGAAUUAUUUUACAACCAGCAUUUCAGUGGCAGAAAGCUGACGUGGCUGCACUAUCUUUGUACAGGUGAGGUGAAAAUGAACUACCUUUGCAAACCAUAUGUAGCCAUGGUCACCACGUAUCAAAUGGCUGUCCUGCUUGCCUUCAAUAACAGCGAGAGCGUCACCUACAAAGAGCUUCAAGACAGCACGCAAAUGAACGAGAAAGAGCUCACCAAAACCAUCAAGUCUCUACUCGACGUCAAGAUGAUCAACCACGAUUCCGACAAGGAAGAUGUAGACGGAGAAUCCACCUUUUCGUUAAAUAUGACUUUCAGCAGUAAAAGAACGAAAUUUAAGAUCACUACACCUAUGCAGAAGGAGACGCCGCAGGGUUCACAACCCACAUGUGCCGGCGAAUCUAUGCAUUGGAGAGCAGAUAGACGUUUCUCCCUGGAGGUGGAACAGACCAGAAGUGCUGUAGAUGAAGACCGCAAAAUGUACCUACAAGCUGCAAUCGUGCGCAUCAUGAAAGCCCGCAAAGUAUUGCGACAUAACGCCCUGAUACAGGAGGUCAUUAGCCAGUCCAGAGCCAGAUUUAACCCCAGUAUCAGCAUGAUUAAGAAGUGCAUCGAAGUCCUUAUAGACAAACAGUACAUUGAGAGAAGCCAAGCCUCUGCAGAUGAAUACAGUUAUGUAGCAUGAUGCUACACAUCGGCGCGGAGAAGAGGAAGUCACCACCGUGACAGUUGGGUGCGUUCCCGCCAGGAGCCGCAGGCGUUCGCCUCCAUAUUCACUCACCUAGCAGCUGUUGUUAUUCUGCUGUUUACAACAUCACCAGUGCCACGUCAUGAACGUCAGUGAAAAUGCCUGUAAAUAUUUCAGGCCCAUGCCAUUCUGACGUUUCUUACAAUUCUACUAAAAAGGAAGAGUGAAGUAUUUCUGGAAUGUGCAAAUUUUUGGUUGGGUAACAUUUUCGCUCCCCCCCCCCUUUCCCUCAUCACGUUUGCAGUUGAUGUGUUUUUUUUUUAUGUAUCUUAAAGGACCUAAAGUAAGAACUAAAUAUUGUAAUAUUACAGAUAACCUAAUAACUGUAUCUACUUUAAAAUGUACAAAAAAAGGGCAAUCAUGAUAUUGCUGCUUGUCGAAUUAAAAAAAAUAAAGACAUGUAAUGUGUA